GACGGCGGCGGCGGCGGAUCGAGGGCGGAUUGAGGGCGGCGGCGGCGGAUCGAGGACGGCGACGGGGCGGCGACGGCGGCGGGGCUCUCAGCGGAGCGGGAGCGGGGAACGGGCGAGGCCGGCGAGGUCUUCAGUCGACGCCGCCCCAGCUUCCACCUCUCCUCGUCGGGGCGGAAGCCGUGGACGACGGCGGCGCGGCGGAGGGGAGCGGCGGCGGCGGGGCGCCGAGCGGAGCGGCGGCGAAACGGCGCGCGCGGCCUCUACCUCCGCCAUUCGUCGCCGCCACCUGCCACCUCCUCAUCCUCCCCAUGGCAGCGCCCCUCCAGUCGCUGCCUCCCUCUCGUCUCCGCCCCCUCUGGCCUCCCCCGCGCGCCGCCCGCCUGAGGUCGCUCGUCCUCCUCGUCUCCGCCUUCUCCUCCUCGUCUCGGGGCCUAGGAUCUGAGCGGCCACUUCCCGUGGACCCGGGGGGCGUUAGCGGGCGGAGGAAUCAGGAUCCGGGCGACGACGCCCUGAUCAGGAGGGCCCAUCGGGCGCUGGCGCGGCCGGACUGGCACCGGAGCGCCGCGCUCGCCUCCCUCACGCCCGCGCAGGCCGCUUCCGUGGCGGAGUCGCACCCGAUCGCCGCGCGAGGCCUCGACCUCCUGCUUUUCUUGUCGCGGGAGCGCUCGCACUCGUACCGGCCGGGCACGUUCGCCGCGCUCGCCAGGCGCCUUGUGGACGCGCGCCGGUAUGCUGCCGCGGGGCGCGCGCGCAUCCACCUGAUCAAGUCCUGCCACAGCAAGGAGGCGAUGGCGAGGACGAUGAGUUUCCUGGAUAUGCUCAGCCAAAGCGGCCUCAGGAUGGGUCUCUUCGCAUAUAGCGCCCUGUUGAUCCAUCUGAGCAGGCUUGGAAUGACUGCUGCCGUCAUGGACAGGUACCACCGCAUGCUGAGCGAGGGUGUACAGCCAAAUUUACUUAUCUACAAUGCUGUAAUCAAUGCAUUGUGCAAGGAUGGCAAUGUAGCGGAUGCAGAGACAAUCAUGAAGAAGGUGUUCGAAUCCGAGAUGAGCCCUGACACGUUCACCUACACGUCCAUGAUUCUUGGUCACUGUAGGAAACAUGACUUGGAUUCAGCAUUGCAGGUUUUCAACCAGAUGGCUAAGGAGGGCUGUGAGCCAAACACAGUAACAUACUCGACAUUAAUCAAUGGGUUAUGUGAUAGUGGGAGGGUUAACGAGGCAUUUGAUUUGAUUAGGGAGAUGAUAUUGCAUGGUAUUCUGCCGACAGCGCACACUUGUACUGGCCCUAUUAUUGCAUUAUGUGACAUGGGGUGCUAUGAAGAUGCCUGGAGGUUGUUCGUUGAUAUGAAAAAUAAGGGGUGUGAACCAAAUGUGUAUACAUACACGGCACUUAUCAGUGGUCUUUGUGUGUCAGGUUUAUUGAAAGUGGCCAUUGGACUGUUUCAUAGGAUGUCUAGAGAUGGUGUGUUCCCUAAUACAGUGACAUAUAAUGCUUUGAUUAAUAUUCUGGUUGAGAACAGGAGAAUCAAAUAUGCGUUUGUUGUUUUAAAUUUGAUGGGCAGAAAUGGUUGUUCACCAAACAUCGUGACAUACAAUGAAAUGAUUAAGGGCUAUUGCAUUCUUGGUGAUCCUAAGAAGGCAAUGUUAGUGAUGAACAAUAUGUUGCAGAGAGGACAUUCAGCUAAUCUUGUAACAUACAACACCAUCAUCAAAGGAUAUUGUGACUCAGGAAAUACUACAAGCGCUCUUAGGAUUCUAGACCUUAUGAGGGAUGGUGGAUGUAAACCUGACGAGUGGUCUUACACCGAACUGAUAUGUGGUUUUUGCAAGAUAAGCAAAAUGGAGUCGGCUUUUGGAUUGUUCAAUGAAAUGGUGGAUGAUGGCUUAUGCCCCAAUGAAGUUACCUAUACUGCACUGAUAGAUGGGUACUGCAAGGAUGAGAAACUGGACACUGCAACAUCAUUGUUGGAACAUAUGAAGAGAAGUGGUUGCAGACCAAAUGUUCAGACAUACAACGUUCUUAUUCAUGGUCUGACUAAGCAGAAUAAUUUUUCUGGUGCAGAGGAACUAUGUAAAGUGAUGAUUGAAGAAGGGAUAUUUCCAAAUGUAGUCACUUACACUGCAAUGAUUGAUGGGCUGUGCAAAAAUGGUUCCACAUCUUUGGCUCUUGAAAUGUUCAACAAGAUGAUUGAGCAGGGUUGUUUGCCUAAUCUUCUUACCUACAGUUCUCUUAUCCGCGCUCUAGGUCAAGAAGGCAAGGUAGAGGAAGCUGAGAAUUUGUUUGCAGAAUUGGAGCGGCACGGGCUCAUUCCAGAUGAAAUUACCUAUGUUAAGAUGAUUGAAGCAUAUAUCAUGUCAGGGAAAGUUGAGCAUGCGUUUAAUUUUCUUGGAAGAAUGAUAAAGGCUGGGUGCCAACCAACAUUGUGGACAUAUGGUGUUUUGAUUAAAGGCUUGAAAAAUGAGUACCUAUUAGCUGACCAGAGACUUGCUGCCUUGCCAGAUGUAGUUCCAAACUGCAGUUUUGGUUAUCAAACCACUGAUCAAGAUGCUGUGUCAGUUAUGUCUGCUAAGUUAGCAGAACUGGAUCCUGGCCUAUCUGUUCAGGUGCAGAAUGCACUAGUUUCAAACUUAAGUACAGCUGGGAGAUGGUUUGAGGCAAAUGAGUUGUUAGGAAGCAUGAUUAGUCAGGGUUUAUGCCCAGAUCAGGAGGCAUAUAAUUCCUUAUUAUGCUCACUCUUGAGAGUCCGGAACGUUGACCUUGCUAUGGGCGUAUUUAAGCAUAUGUCUACUCAAGGUUGUGAGGUCCACCUUAAUGGUUAUAAAGAAUUAAUAUGUGCUUUAUGCCAAUUACACAGAAGAAAGGAAGCCCGGAUUACUUUUGAAAACAUGCUCAUGAGGACCUGGAAUCCUGAUGACGUUGUACAGGCAGUGCUCAUCGAUGGAUUGCUCAGGGAUGGAUACAAAGACUUGUGCAUGGAAUUUCUGCACAUAAUGGAAACCAGACGUUACAUGCCUAGCUUCCAUAUAUACACCAUUUUGGCUAGGGAGGCAUCAAAAAAGAGGUAGCACCUGUUGGAUUAUGCUGAACUUUAGGCACUGCAUGGUGGAUGUUGUGAUAAGCAAGCUGCCGACCUAUACUGGCUGGAAGACUUAAGUGGGCUCAUCAAUCUUGAGUUUUUGUUCCUUUUACUGAAGGACUAUCUGAUAUCCAGUUUAUCCACAUCAAAUCCAUAUAUCUACACACGGUCAUGGAAACAUGUAGCAGGAUGUAUCACAAAGGUGAAGAGGGCUACAUGCUCUACAUCGUGUACAGGACAGUGCUUCUGUUCAAGUCUUUCCAGGUCACCUGGAGCCACGGUGGGAUUGUAGGACACACAACGCCACAUUGGGUGCCAUGCCAUAAUAACAACCAAUGGAAGGGAACUCUAUGCGAAGGCUUGCUUGUUCUUGAAUAAGCAUCUCAGCAAGAAGAUUUCACUAACGCAGUUUCUAUGUUCCCGCGUUCUGUUGUGAAGGACAUCAUUUAGAAGGGAAGAAAGCUGUUAAGAGGAAUUGCACCCCGGAUGCAUGAAUGGCAUGGAAAGUACUAAGGUACCCAUGUCCUCAUGGUUGAAGCGGGAGAGAAGGAUGAUGUGAAAAACACACCGUCGCACAUGAUGGAGAGAGUUUUGAAGUAGAGUUUUCAUCAUCUCCAGUAAUAAUGCUUUGAUGGAGAGUUUUGAAGUAGAGUUUUCAUCAUCUCUAGUGAUAAUGCUUCGAGAGAGGUUUCAUCAUCUCUAGAGUUAUAAUGCUUUGAAUAAAUUCAUAAUCAAUCACACAGGAAGUAAGCAAUCAUGAUCAAUCACACAGGAAGUGGCACUUUCAGAUUGCCUAUGCUAAUUCAUUUCACGCUGCAUAUCCAAAAUGGUGAAGCUGACAAUGAUAGCACGUGUUACUGAUGGCCUUCCGUUAGUGGAGGGAUUAGAUGAUGGUCGGGAUCUGAAGGAUGCUGACUUCUACAAGCAGCAAGCUAAACUGUUGUUCAAGAACUUAUCGAAAGGGCAACAUGAAGCAUCAAGGAUGUCAAUUGAGACUGGGCCGUACCUUUUCCAUUACAUCAUUGAGGGCCGUGUGUGCUAUUUGACAAUGUGUGACCACUCUUAUCCGAAGAAACUUGCUUUCCAGUACUUAGAAGAUCUCAAAAAUGAAUUUGAGAGGGUCAAUGGCAACCAAAUUGAAACUGCUGCAAGACCAUAUGCUUUUAUUAAGUUCGGCCCUUAUUUGCAAGUAUGCCCCUGUUGCCAUUGUGAUUGGGAUAGUACUGAUGCUCUUUUGGGUCAAGAACAAGAUAUGGUGACUGAGAGUAACAGUCAGGCCUCCUGUUACGGUGCUGGAACUUGAGUUCUCCGUGCACCCCGAAUCGAUUCUGGCUCAACAGAUGCUUCAAUGGCUUAUCCCGCAUCUGCCCAUUCAAGCGAGUAGUAGUGUAGCUCUUCUUCCGUGCUUUUUUUUUUUUGCCUAUUCCUCCCAACAAAGAUCAUCCAAACUAAACCCAUUGUAGUAUAAACCCUCGUCAUUGACCCAGACUAUCCUGAUGGAUGAAGAAGUCCUUGAGUUCUUCGAGCACCGCUUUCUGGCUUUGCUGUGUAGAGUCGGCUUUUCGACCUCCGAAAUGGUAUAUGUUCUUUGCAAGCUCACCAUGUAAGAAUUGAUGUUUCAGGCUGAUGGAUGGACAAGGCUCAUACCAUCCAAAGCUGCAUGGAAUGUCUUGUGACUCAGACGUUUUAGCUGCAAUCGAAUACGUCCGGUUAUGCUGCUGGACAAAGGUCACUCUCAUUGCCAGAUUAUCAGCUUCUGUAAGUCACAUGUUCCAUGCUGUGGUUCCCAGGAGAUAUCUGUUAUGGGCAAUAUGGUUGUGUUUUAUGAGAAGUGCAAGAAA
This is a messenger RNA of Oryza sativa Japonica Group (Japanese rice), 4917 nucleotides long. RefSeq names its product pentatricopeptide repeat-containing protein At5g65560. NCBI's taxonomy places the organism in Eukaryota, Viridiplantae, Streptophyta, Magnoliopsida, Poales, Poaceae. Gene Ontology annotation, molecular function: protein binding. The record is from RefSeq and is a predicted model, not a curated record.